Pimephales promelas (fathead minnow) is the source of this 2309-nucleotide messenger RNA. Its product is annotated as cytochrome P450 2J4. Gene Ontology annotation, molecular function: iron ion binding; oxidoreductase activity, acting on paired donors, with incorporation or reduction of molecular oxygen, reduced flavin or flavoprotein as one donor, and incorporation of one atom of oxygen; heme binding. Gene Ontology annotation, biological process: xenobiotic metabolic process. Gene Ontology annotation, cellular component: cytoplasm; intracellular membrane-bounded organelle. NCBI's taxonomy places the organism in Eukaryota, Metazoa, Chordata, Actinopteri, Cypriniformes, Leuciscidae. The record is from RefSeq and is a predicted model, not a curated record.
AAACAUGUGUGUAAUGGUCUCUCUGGUCUCAGGAAGCAUGGCGUCAGUGUUGUCACAGCUGAUGGGUCAGUGGAUGGAUGUUCAGGGACUCCUGAUAUUUCUGUGUGUGCUGCUGUUGGUGAAACACCUGCGAGAUGUUCAGUCAAAGAACAUGCCGCCAGGACCCUUCCCUCUGCCUUUGUUUGGAAACGUAAUGAGUAUAGGCUUUAGUGAUCCAAUGGAUGUUUUUCCGAAGAUUGCUGAGCGGUAUGGAGAUGUGAGCACAUUUUAUCUGGGAAACAAGCCUUGCAUACUGCUCACUGGAUACAAGACUUUCAAAGAGGCGUUUGUGGAACAGGCGGACAUCUUCACGGAUCGGCCGUACUUCCCUGUGAAUGACAAAAUCUGUAACGGGAAAGGUCUGAUCUUCUCCGGUGGGCACAUGUGGCGGCAUCAGAGGCGUUUUGCUCUGGCAACACUGAAGUAUUUCGGUGUGGGCAAGAAAACGCUAGAAAACUCCAUCCUGCAGGAGUGUCUCUUUGUCUGUAGUACUUUUCAAACCAAGCAAGGUUUGCCAUUCAAUCCUCAUCACAUCUUGAACUACGCGGUGGGCAAUAUAAUAUGCAGCCUGGUUUUUGGCCACAAGUUUGAGUAUGACGACCAUCAUUUUCAUGAGCUGUUGCAGUAUUCAGAUGACACCUUCAAGCUUCCCAUCAACGCCUGGGGCCGGCUGUAUAACACGUUUCCCGCCGUGAUGUCAUUGCUGCCAGGAAAGCACCAGACUACAUUUGCCAACCUUUCCAAGCUGAAGCUCUUUUUUCUGGAUGAAAUCAGGAAGCACAAAGAGGACAGAAACCCUUCGUGUCCUAGAGACUACAUUGACUGUUAUCUGGAUGAAAUUGAGAAGUGUAAGGACAGUGAGGCCGAGUUCACAGAGGAGAACCUGAUACACUGUGUGUUGGAUCUGUUUGGAGCCGGAACAGAAAGCACGGCUAAAUCACUCAGCUGGGCUUUACUCUACAUGGCCAAGUAUCCAGAUGUGCAAGAGAGAGUCCAGUCUGAGAUCGAUCAGGUGAUUGGACAGACACGUCAGCCGUCGAUGGAAGACAGGACACAUCUGCCGUACACCUACGCUGUGAUCCAUGAAAUUCAGAGGUUUGCGAAUGUUCUUGCCUUCAUUCCACCGAGAGUUGCCAGCAGAGACACCACAGUAGCAGGAUGCCUCAUUCCAAAGGGUGUGAUGGUGCUGCCGAUGCUGAAGCCAAUCCUGCUGGAUAAGAACGAGUACAGCACUCCGGAUGAAUUCAAUCCUGCACACUUUCUGGAUGAAAAUGGCAAAUUUUUGAAGAGAGAAAAUUUCAUCCCCUAUUCAAUAGGUAAGAGGAUGUGUCCAGGUGAGCAGCUCGCUGGAAUGGAGCUCGUCCUCUUCUUCAUCUCGCUGAUGCAGCGUUUUACCUUUCUGCCUCCUGAGGGACAAACGCUGAGUCUCAAAAGAACAGUUGCCAUCGCGUCUGCCCCUGAACCUUUCCAAAUUCGUGCUGUUCCUCGAUAAUGUGACGCUAUUGCAACCUAAAACAAAGAAUCGCCUCAUUAAAGCACAUUGAAUAAGUCCAGAUAACCAUUUCUUUCUCUGUAGUUAGGAAUAUGUCAUUUUUACAUACUCAUUGUCAUUUAUUUCAUACACAAGGUCAGUAGUCAGGCUACUUUUUCCACUCAUCUUAUAUUUUGUUCUAUCCACCUGUCCCUUUAGGGGCUCUGUAAUUUUGCAAUGCGCAAGAAAAGUAUUUUUUGUGAACUUCUGAUUCAUCAAGAACAAUAACAAAGUGCAGGAAACUAAAACUAUUUGUGCUACAAUCCAGUGUGUUGAUAACGAUAAGAAGUUAAAAAUAUAGCUGCAAGCAGCCAUUACGGGGCCAAGCACAAAAGCAGAUGACAAGACAUGCCAACAUCGCUGGGAGUUUCAGACCAACAGCAGCAAGAAGCUAUUAUGGACAUUUAAAGAUGAAUUAAGGCAAAAUGGCUUAAAUUAUAAAUACAGUAACUUAUAAAAUGAUUUAAUGGUUUGUCACUUUCGAACAAUAGGUUGAAAUCAUACAUUGUGAUCAGAGUGAGGACACAUAAGUUUAAGUUUGGUGUCAAAAUGUGAAGACAUUGCAGAGAUAAAGCCUAAUUAGUCAUUUUGGCAGCAUGCCUCAACUUUGAAGCUGUGGGAUACGAAAACGGUUUGGUCUAUCGUCACGCAAUCCAUAACUUUCAGUUGACACGUAUGGAGAUGAUAGGAUUCGAUUUUGGUGAAAAUCUGACCAACGUACUAGUGAAAAAAAACUUGA